Messenger RNA from Arachis ipaensis, 1677 nucleotides. The record is from RefSeq and is a predicted model, not a curated record. NCBI's taxonomy places the organism in Eukaryota, Viridiplantae, Streptophyta, Magnoliopsida, Fabales, Fabaceae.
AUGGCUAGUGAGGAUAGUUUUCUAGUGCUAGUACACCACAGAGGAUCGAUUAAGAGAAAAACUCGGUCUGGCGUGAAGUUCACUGAUAAGGAUCCUCUAUGUAUUAUCAUGAGCCCUACGACCAGCUAUGAUGCUCUCGUUAGCUCCGUGCUGGUGAAGCUUGGUCUGGAAGGAGUGAAAAGGGUUAAGAAGUUUUUCUAUCGCAUUCCAAUCAGGGUGCUCCAUGAUACGGUCAUGUUUAUUUCUCGUAGGCAGUUUCCCGAGGUCAGGACACCAGAGCUGUUGGUAAAGUUGGUUGACGUCGUAUCCAGCUCGGGUGGGUCGAACCGGAAUGCCAACACUAUAGCCGCGGUGGCCGGUUCAAGCUCGAGACCUGCGGUUGCUUCAUCCUCCGUCCCAGUGUAUGAGCCAGCGAUCCAAUUUGCCGCCUCCCCAUCGUUUGCUGUUGAUCUCAGCGGCAACGUUGGAGACGAGGUUGGAUAUGGGGAACAUCUUCCGACCGAAGUACAGUGUCCUACACCGGCUGGUGUUGGAGAGGGAUUGUUUGAUGAUCCAGAUGACGAUGAUGUCAAGCCUGAUACGAUCGCUGAUGAAAGCAGCGAUGAUGACGAAUAUCCUGGGCAGCUUACUGGAUUUGGCGCUAGAGAUACGGAAGGGUCUGCCGGUAUGACAGAGUUCCAGGUUGGUCAACAAUUUAAGGAUAAAGAUGAGGCGCUGUUGAGUGUGAAGACGUACAGCAUCCGCCGAGGGGUACAGUACAAGGUAGUUGAGUCUGACUAUCGCAGGUACGUGGGAAAGUGUUCUGAGUUUGGGAAUGGGUGCACAUGGUUGAUUCGGUUGAGUCUCCGGCAACGCAAGGGCAUCUGGGAAGUUAAGCGGUACAACGGACCGCAUACCUGUCUCGCCACCUCCAUCUCCAGCGACCAUAGGAGUUUGGACUACCAUGUGAUAGCGAUAUUCAUUAUGCCAAUGGUUAGGCCUGACGCAUCUGUCAACAUCAAGGUGCUUCUAAAUGCCACGGCUGCACAGUUUGGCUUCAGGCCUACAUAUAGGAGGGUUUGGAUGGCGAAGCAGAAGGCGGUUGCAAUCAUCUAUGGGGACUGGGAUGAGUCGUACAAGGAGCUCCCUCGUUGGGUGUUAGGAGUUCAGUUGACGAUGCCUGGUACUAUAGCUGUCAUCAGGACUUGCCCUGUUCGAGUUGGGGGACAGGUGGACGAGUCCCAGGCUUAUUUUCAUAGGAUGUUCUGGACUUUUCACCCUUGUAUCGAGGCAUUUCGUCACUGUAAGCCGUUGGUGAGUAUUGACGGCACCCAUCUAUAUGGCAAGUAUGGUGGAACGUUGCUUGUGGCGAUUGCACAGGACGGGAAUUCCAACAUACUCCCCGUGGCAUUCGCACUAGUUGAGGGUGAGAAUGCUGAGUCAUGGUCCUUCUUUCUCUCCCACCUCCGUCAGCACGUGACACCUCAGCCAGGUCUGUUAGUUAUUUCAGAUAGGCAUAACGGCAUAAAGGCAGCACUCGAGGCACCCGAUGGGGGAUGGCUACCUCCGGCUGCAUACCGGGCAUUCUGCAUUCGACACGUUGCAGCAAAUUUCGCCCUCACCUUCAAAGGAAAAGAUGCUCGGAGGCUUCUUGUGAGCGCGGCAUAUGCGAAGACCGAGGUGGAGUUCGACUACUAG